AUGGCGGCGGCGGCAGCUCCGGUUCCCAGCGGGUUCCAGUUCGCCAUCGAUCGCGGCGGGACCUUCACCGACGUCUUCGCCCGGUGCCCCGGCGGCCGCGUUCGUGUCCUCAAGCUGCUCUCCGAGGACCCUGCUUACGAUGACGCCCCCACCGAGGGGAUCCGCCGCGUCCUGGAGGAGGAGACAGGGGUGCCAGUGCCACGGGACCAGCCCUUGGACACCUCUGGCAUCGAAUGGAUCCGCAUGGGCACCACGGUGGCCACCAACGCGCUGCUGGAGCGCCAGGGUGAGCGCCUGGCACUGCUGGUGACCCGCGGCUUCCGCGACCUCCUGCACAUCGGCAGCCAGGCCCGGCCCCACAUCUUUGACCUGGAGGUGGCAGUGCCAGAGGUGCUGUACGAGGAGGUGAUCGAGGUGGACGAGCGGCUCAUCCCACACCAGCCCGGCUGUCAGCUCCCGGGCACCGAGGCCAUGCCGCUGCUGCAAGGCUCGACGGGAGGUGCCCUGCAGGUGCAGCGCCCGCUGGACCUUGCAGCGCUGCGGCGGGAGCUGGAGCGGGUGCUGGCACGGGGCAUCACCAGUCUGGCUGUGCUGCUGCUGCACUCCUAUGCCUGGCCUGGGCAUGAGGAGCAAGUCGGGGCACUAGCACGGGAACUGGGCUUCCAGCACGUGUCGCUGUCAUCGGCGGUGGCGGGCAUGGUGCGGGCAGUGCCACGCGGGUACACAGCCUGCGCAGAUGCCUACCUCACUCCCUGCAUCCACCGCUACCUGCGCAGCUUCCGUGCCGGCUUCACUCACCAGCUGCAGGAGGUGCCGGUGCUGUUCAUGCGCUCGGACGGGGGCCUGACGCCCAUGCAGCACUUCAGCGGUGCCCGCGCCAUCCUGUCGGGCCCGGCGGGCGGCGUGGUUGGCUACGCUGUCACCACCCCCCGUGCCCACGCCCAGCCCGUCAUCGGCUUCGACAUGGGAGGGACUUCGACCGACGUCAGCCGCUUUGCGGGCGCCUACGAGCACGUCUUCGAGGCCACCACCGCUGGCAUCAGCAUCCAGGCACCGCAGCUCGACAUCAACACCGUGGCGGCUGGGGGGGGCUCCCGCCUCUUCUUCAGGUCCGGGCUCUACGUGGUUGGCCCUGAGUCAGCGGGUGCCAACCCUGGCCCAGCCUGCUAUCGCAAAGGGGGCCCGCUGACCGUCACUGAUGCCAACCUGUGCCUGGGCCGCCUGCUGCCCGAGUUCUUCCCACACAUCUUCGGGCCAGGCGAGGACCAGCCCCUGUGCCGUGAGACAGCGGCGCGGGCAUUCCGCGAGCUGGCUGCCACCAUCGACGCCUUCCGCGCCAGUGCCACCACCACGUGCCAGCCGCUCUCGGUGGAGGAGGUGGCCAUGGGCUUUGUGCGGGUGGCCAACGAGGCCAUGUGCAGGCCCAUCCGUGCCCUGACACAGGCUCGGGGCCACGACACCACCCGCCACGUACUGGCCUGUUUUGGGGGCGCGGGCGGGCAGCAUGCCUGUGCCAUCGCCCGUGCCCUGGGCAUGGCCCGCGUCUUCAUCCACAAGUACAGCGGGGUGCUGUCGGCCUACGGGCUGGCACUGGCAGAUGUGGUACACGAGGCACAGACCCCUUGUGCCCUCCGCUACGAGCCGGCUGCCUUCGCUCAGCUGGACGAGCGCAUCGCCGUGCUGGAGCGCCAGUGCCAGGAGGCACUGCGGGCACAGGGCUUCACCGGGGAUCAGAUCCACACGGAAGCCUUCCUGCACCUGCGCUAUGAGGGCACCGACUGCUCCCUGAUGUGCUCUGCCAAGGGGCACCCACCCACUGACAGCUCCUGCCGUGCUGGUGACUUCCACGCUGCCUUCACCAGCCGGUACCAGGUGGAGUUUGGCUUCACCAUCCCGCAGCGCCCAGUGCUGGUGGACGACGUCCGGGUGCGGGGCACCGGCACCAGUGGCAUCUGCUGCGAGACCCCCAUGGCACCCAGCGGGAAACCACCCCGCGUGGAGACGGUGACCCAGUGCUACUUCGAAGGGGGGUACCUGGAGACCCCUGUGUUCCUGCUGCAGGACCUGGCCUGUGACCACAGCAUCCCUGGCCCCGCCAUCCUCAUCGACCAGAACAGCACCAUCGUGGUGGAGCCAGGCUGCACUGCCAGCCUCACUCCCUUUGGUGACAUCUCCAUCGAUGUGGGCUCAGGCCCCCCCCAGGCCGUGGGCCCCCACCUGGACCCUGUCCAGCUCUCCAUCUUCUCCCACCGCUUCAUGAGCAUCGCAGAGCAGAUGGGCCGCAUCCUGCAGCGCACAGCCAUCUCCACCAACAUCAAGGAGAGGUUGGACUUCUCCUGUGCGCUCUUUGGGCCGGACGGGGGGCUGGUGUCCAACGCCCCCCACAUCCCUGUCCACCUGGGGGCCAUGCAGGAGACUGUCCAGUUCCAGAUCCGGAACCUGGGUGAGGACCUUCAUGCAGGGGACGUCAUCCUGAGCAACCACCCCUGCGCGGGGGGCAGCCACCUCCCUGACCUCACUGUCAUCACCCCUGUCUUCUGGCCAGAUGUCCCCAAGCCGGUGUUCUUCGUGGCCAGCCGCGGGCACCAUGCCGACAUCGGGGGCAUCACACCUGGCUCCAUGCCACCCCACUCCAAGGCACUGUGUGAGGAGGGCGCCGUCUUCGUGUCCUUCAAACUGGUGAAGGAUGGAGUCUUCCAGGAGGAGGCUGUGACAGAGGCGCUGCUGUCCCCGGGCCACAUCCCAGGCUGCAGUGGGAGCAGGAACCUGCAGGACAACCUCUCGGACCUGCGGGCACAGGUGGCUGCCAACCAGAAGGGCAUCCAGCUGGUGACCGAGCUCAUCUGCCACUACGGACUGCCUGUCGUCCAGGCCUACAUGGCCCACAUCCAGGCCAACGCUGAGGUGGCUGUCAGGGAGAUGCUGAAGGACUUUGCUGCACGCUGGGGCACGGCGGUGGAGGCCGAGGACUUCAUGGAUGAUGGGACACCCAUCCGGCUGCGGGUGCAGGUGGACCCCCAGGAGGGCAGUGCCACCUUUGAUUUCUCGGGCACGGGGACAGAGGUUUAUGGCAACUGCAACGCCCCGCGUGCGAUCACCCUCUCUGCCCUCAUCUACUGCCUGCGCUGCAUGGUGGGACAGGACAUCCCGCUCAACCAGGGCUGCUUGGCCCCGGUCCGGGUGCUGAUCCCCAAGGGCUCCAUCCUGGACCCCUCCUCCGAGGCUGCCGUGGUGGGGGGCAACGUCCUGACCUCCCAGCGCGUGGUGGACGUCAUCUUCAGAGCUUUUGGGGUCUGUGCCGCCUCCCAGGGCUGCAUGAACAACGUCACCUUCGGCUCGGCCCGGGGGGGCUACUACGAGACGGUGGCAGGGGGCGCAGGGGCCGGCCCGCACUGGGGUGGUCGCAGCGGAGUGCACAGCCACAUGACCAACACCCGCAUCACCGACCCCGAGAUCCUGGAGCUGCGGUACCCGGUGGUGCUGCAGCGCUUCGAGCUGCGCCGGGGGUCGGGGGGCGCCGGCCAGCAACGGGGGGGCGAUGGCGUGGUGCGGGAGCUGCUGUUCCGGGAGCCCCUGGAGCUGGCGGUGCUGAGCGAGCGCCGAGCGCGGCCCCCCUACGGCCUCAGGGGGGGCAGCCCAGGAGCCCCAGGACUCAACCUGCUGCUGCUCCGUGACGGACGAACCAUCAACCUGGGGGGCAAGACCUCAGUGCCCGUGAAACCAGGGGAUGUCUUCCGCCUGCUGACCCCCGGUGGGGGUGGCUUUGGGGCCCCUGGGGAUGGGGAUGGUGACACUGCGCAGCCUCGAGCACCCCAGAGCUUCGUGGAGCGCGGCAGUGUCUUCGAGUACCGGCGGGCACAGGAGGCUGUUUAA
This is a messenger RNA of Indicator indicator, 3873 nucleotides long. RefSeq names its product 5-oxoprolinase, ATP-hydrolysing (gene OPLAH). The coding region runs from base 1 to 3873 and encodes 1290 amino acids. Gene Ontology annotation, molecular function: 5-oxoprolinase (ATP-hydrolyzing) activity. The transcript has 27 exons. Gene Ontology annotation, biological process: glutathione metabolic process. Gene Ontology annotation, cellular component: cytosol. The record is from RefSeq and is a predicted model, not a curated record. Lineage: Eukaryota; Metazoa; Chordata; Aves; Piciformes; Indicatoridae.